Mandrillus leucophaeus (drill) is the source of this 1341-nucleotide messenger RNA. Its product is annotated as ubiquitin carboxyl-terminal hydrolase 6-like. NCBI's taxonomy places the organism in Eukaryota, Metazoa, Chordata, Mammalia, Primates, Cercopithecidae. The transcript is spliced from 10 exons. Bases 1 to 1341 code for a protein of 446 amino acids. The record is from RefSeq and is a predicted model, not a curated record.
AUGGAUGAUCUGAUUCUGGCCCUGGGCCCUGGGGGCAACAGUGAUGAGGAACUGGGUGCACAUGAGUGGGGCAGCCAAGCAUGGCAAGAGAAGCAAUACACGCAUGCACAGACGUGUUUACCCACAUACAUGUGUGCACAUACACACUCAGCUACACACACACAGUGGUAUCUGGAGCAGCUCUGUGAACUCAAAGGUUUUCUCCCUGAGAGGCGUAACACAGGCCAGCUGAUUCAUCAGAAUCAGGGUAGGUGCUGUUCCCAAGUGUACCCAUUUGACAACAGACGUCUGGUGUCAGAGGCGAUCCCAAAUCUGUCCAGGGUUUCUGAUCCCGAGGGGGCAGAGCCUGGCCCUGGCAGAGCCACUGGGAUGGAUCCACUGAUGGACAUAGUAGAGAACGCAGAUACUUUGGAGGAGCGAGAGGACAUCAUUAUGAAGUAUGAGAAGGGACACCGAGCUGGGCUGCCAGAGGACAUGGGGCCUGAGCCUGUUGGAAUCUACAACAACAUUGAUCACUUUGGGAUUCUGCAUGAGACGAAGCUGCCCCCUGUCAGCGCCCGGGAGGCGAAGCAAAUGAGGCGGGAGAUGAGACGCGUGAACAAGUGGAUGGAAAUGCUGGGACAAUGGGAGACAUAUAAGAACAGUAAAAAGCUGAUGAAGCGAGUGUAUAAGGGCAUUCCCAUGAACGUCCGGAUGCAGGUGUGGUCAGUCCUCCUGAACAUUCAGGAAAUCAAGGCGAAAAACCCCAGAAAAUUCCAGGUACGCUCAGCCAGAGUACAACAAACAGGCCAGGCCAUGUCAGUGGCCCAGGUCUCCGGCUGGAGGGAACGUCAAGCCCCGCUUUGGCGGGUGGCCAAACCCGAGCAAGGGUCCUCGGCACCCAGGCCUGUGCUGGCUUCACAUGGCAGGAAGACCCUCUGGGAGGGGGACAGGCAGGCCCCUCCCAGCCCACCAGCCCGGUUCCAGCAGCACAUUUGGUCAGCUUCCCCGCCACAGGCACCUGGUCCUUCGACACCCUGUCCUGGUGGGGCUGUCCGGGAAGACACCUACCAUGUGGGCACUCACGGUGUGCCCAGCCCGGCCCUGGCUCAGGGAGGACCUCAGGGUUCCUGGAGAUUCCUGCAGUGGAACUCGAUGCCCCAGCUCCCGACGGACCUGGAUGGGGGGGGCCCUUGGUUCCCCCACUAUUUCAAACAGAGCUGCUGGGUCCCUGUCUCUUCUGAAUGUGUGCAGCUCAAAAGACAUUCACAGAUGGAACACACCAGCCCCCAGAUCACAAAGCCAACCAUGCCCAGCCCCUCGCAGCACCCCAAGUCCCGCUACCAGCGUUCUGAAUUCUGA